AUGGAAGACGAUAAGGAGAGCGUGCAAGUCCUGCCAGAGUACUUGCUGCCACCGCAUACAGCACCACUAGUGAAGCGUAUACCGAUAAAGAUGAACAAGAAGAUGAAAGGUUUGAGUUUGUUGCAGUUUCCGACGAGUACGAGUAACUUGAGUGGGCCAAUCAAGGCAGAGAUCAAGAAGGAGAAUAAGAAGAUCAAGUUGUAUACGGAGCUGGAUAAGAGGGGUAUUGUGUAUAACAAGGCUAAUGAUAUUGAUAAGCUCGAGUACUCGUCGACGCUGAUGGGGGUGAAUACUAAUUACUUUGUGGGGAUAAUCCAGGAAGGGGAGUUGCAUUUGAAUAAGCUGGAGGAUAUUUAUCAGUUGCGCGUCAAUCUCAACCAGCUAAAGACCAAGAAGACGGAGGAUGUCGAGGAUAUGGAGGAGGAGGAGGAUAAGAAGGCAACUACGGGGAGUGUUACGUCCAAGCUGAUUGGUAUACAGGCACAGGCCAGUGGGGACAAGCCGGCGCUGUCGAGUGUACAGGAUAUUCUGCGUAAGGACGAGGAUGAGGCGUACCUGGGUUAUGGAUGGCGGGAGUUUGAUUCCAACGAGUCUAACAAGCAAUUUCAGAAAAUGUUUACCGAUUCAUCCACCAAGCUCAAUAACCAGACGAAAUCCAAGGAAUUGCUUGUAUAG
This is a messenger RNA of Wallemia ichthyophaga EXF-994, 675 nucleotides long. RefSeq lists its product as uncharacterized. Gene Ontology annotation, biological process: DNA-templated transcription. The coding region runs from base 1 to 675 and encodes 224 amino acids. Gene Ontology annotation, cellular component: nucleus; RNA polymerase III complex. The transcript is spliced from 2 exons. The record is from RefSeq and is a predicted model, not a curated record. Lineage: Eukaryota; Fungi; Basidiomycota; Wallemiomycetes; Wallemiales; Wallemiaceae.